Messenger RNA from Saimiri boliviensis boliviensis (Bolivian squirrel monkey), 3226 nucleotides. RefSeq names its product FLYWCH-type zinc finger 1 (gene FLYWCH1). The record is from RefSeq and is a predicted model, not a curated record. Lineage: Eukaryota; Metazoa; Chordata; Mammalia; Primates; Cebidae.
GGUCCCGGGAUGCCCCUGCCCGAGUCCAACGAGCAGGAGGGUGAGAGUGUGAAGGCUGGCCAGGAGCCAUCCCCGGAACCAGGCACAGACGUCGUCCCGGCAGCCCCCGGGAAGUUCUCCAAACUGGUCCUGCUCACGGCCUCCACCCAAGAUGAGAAUGGGGUGGGCUGCAACCCCCAGGAAGUGCACUGCGUCCUCUCCCUGGAGAUGGCUGACCCUACCACCCUCACCAGGACCUUGCAGAUCCUGCCCGCUGAGGAGCAGGGAGGGGUGGUCCAGCCAGCCCCCCAGAUGCCUGAACAGAAGUGCAGCAAGCUGGACACAGCCCCCCAGACCCUGGAGUUCCUGAAGACACCAUUCGGGGGCCGCCUCCUGGUGCUGGAGUCCUUCCUGUACAAGCAGGAGAAGGCUGUGGGGGACAAAGUGUACUGGAAGUGCCGCCAGCACGCUGAGCUGGGUUGCCGCGGCCGGGCUAUCACCCGGGGCCUUCGGGCCACAGUGAUGCGGGGCCACUGCCAUGUGCCCGAUGAGCGAGGCCUGGAGGCCCGGCGCCAGAGGGAGAAGCUGCCCAGCCUGGCCCCGCCAGAGGGCUUGGGAGAUCCCCAGGGUCCUGAGGGCCCUGGAGGCAGAGUGGAGGAGCCACUGGAGGGGCUGGGCCCGUGGCAGUGCCCCCAGGAGCUAGAGCCGGAGCCCACUCCUGGGCUGGUGCUGAGCAAGGCAGACCGAGAGGAGGACGAGGGACCACGCACCCUGUCGCUGCUGAGCCUGCCGCCCAAGAAGCGCUCCAUCCUGGGGCUGGGACAGGCCCGGCCCCUCGAGUUCCUGAGGACGUGCUAUGGGGGCAGCUUCCUGGUGCAUGAGUCAUUCCUCUACAAGCGGGAGAAGGCCGUCGGGGACAAGGUGUACUGGACCUGCCGCGACCACGCGCUGUACAGCUGCCGGAGCCGCGCCAUCACCCAGGGACAGCGGGUGACCGUGAUGCGUGGCCACUGCCACCCGCCCGACGUGGAGGGUCUGGAGGCCCGGCGGCAGCAGGAGAAGGCCGUGGAGACGCUUCAGGCUGGGCAGGAUGGCCCUGGGAGCCAAGUGGACACGUUGCUUCGAGGCGUGGACAGUCUGCUCUACCGCAGGGGCCCUGGUCCCCUGACUCUGACCAGGCCCCGGCCCAGAAAGCGAGCAAAGCUCGAGGACCAGGAGCUGCCAACCCAGCCCCAAGCCCCCGAAGUAUCCCCAGACGCGGACCAGGGCAUGGACGCAGACCCUGGAGGCCCUGAGUUCCUGAAGACGCCCCUGGGGGGCAGCUUCCUGGUAUACGAGUCCUUCCUCUACCGGCGAGAGAAGGCGGCCGGGGAGAAGGUGUACUGGACCUGCCGGGACCAGGCGCGCAUGGGCUGCCGGAGCCGCGCCAUCACCCAGGGCCGGCGGGUGACUGUGAUGCGUGGCCACUGCCACCCGCCCGACCUGGGGGGUCUGGAGGCCCUGAGGCAGCGGGAGAAACGCCCCAACACGGCGCAGCUGGGGAGGCCAGGAGGCCCUGAGUUCCUAAAGACGCCACUGGGGGGCAGCUUCCUGGUGUACGAGUCCUUCCUCUACCGGCGGGAGAAGGCGGCCGGGGAGAAGGUGUACUGGACCUGCCGCGACCAGGCGCGCAUGGGCUGCCGCAGCCGCGCCAUCACCCAGGGCCGGCGGGUCAUGGUCAUGCGCAGGCACUGCCACCCGCCAGACCUGGGCGGCCUUGAGGCCCUGCGGCAGCGGGAGCACUUCCCCAAUCUGGCACACUGGGACGGCCCAGAACCCCUCCAGCCCCUGGAGUUCCUGAGGACUUCUCUCGGGGGCAGGUUCCUGGUGCACGAGUCCUUCCUUUACAGGAAGGAGAAGGCAGCCGGGGAGAAGGUGUACUGGAUGUGCCGGGACCAGGCUCGGCUGGGCUGCCGAAGCCGCGCCAUCACCCAGGGCGACCGGGUCAUGGUCAUGCGCAGCCACUGCCACCAGCCCGACCUGGUGGGCCUGGAGGCCUUGAGGCAGCGGGAACGGCUCCCCAGCACAGCACAGCAGGAGGACCCAGAAAAGAUCCAAGUUCAACUGUGCUUCAAGUCAUGUUCUCCUGAAGGCCAGCCGCUUUCUGGGGACAUCAAAGAUGUCAGACUGACCGGCGAGUCCCAGUGAGGUGACACAUGCAGAGGAGCUCUGUGCCGCCCAGUGAGGCGGCUUCACAUCCACGCAGGCUUCCCAUCUACUUCGGUUUUGCUUGGCAGAAACUUUUCAUUCUUCCAAAGCAUCGCUGGCCUUCACAUAUCCUCAGGAGGUUUCCCAGGAGGAAUUCUUGGAUGGUGUCCUUGUGUCGGCAGCGAAUGGUGCUCAGAGCCGGUGCUUGCAGAUUCGGGUGCAGGGGGCAGUGUGGUGGCGCUUUCCUGAGCUUCGGCAGACAUGAGGAAGCUGCCUGGACGUGGACACUCCUGCUGUCUGGCUACCAGCGCCCCUGGCUUUGCAGAGCAUGCCACCUUCCCCGGGCUUUCCGCCUGGCGAGGCCCUGGUCUGCUCGGCACGGUGCAAAGUGAAUGUCGCUGUCUCAGAGCCUGCGCACACGUGUGGAAGUGCCUGCUUCAAACGGAGCUGUGCCGCGUAGGCUGGGUCAGGCCACACCGGUCUUUUCUGGACAGGUGCUGGGUAGGUUUUCCUGGUGUCUGGCUGCCUGCUGCCAGGGUGCGGCUGUCCCUGGCAACCAGAGCUGGCCAAAGCACAUGCCUUGCUCCGCGCUCCAGGCUUUGCUGUCUGUGCGCCUCCCAACUUAAACCUCUCCACAACAUGACGGCAGGUGUCGUCCCGAGACUGGAGCCAGCCCAGAGGUCGGCAGGGGCCCGUGCCGGGUACACACGCCCUGGCUGAGGCCAGCGGGGUCCUGGGUGGCCCAUGUACAACUGAAGUCUGAAGCUUAGGUGACAGCAGAGGCACGCCCCCAUCUGUGGGGCAGCUUCACACAGUGCAUCUUCACCAGUCAGAGGGAACAGUCCAGAGGGGCAAGAUGACCCCACCAGGACUGCAGAGCUUCCUGCUUACCAACAAGGACCUGUCCUCAGCCACGAGAGUCCCUCCGUCCCACCCUGUACUUGUGGGGGAGUGCCGGCAUCAGGCGCAUCGCCGCCGUCCACUGCAAGGCUGGGACAGCCCAGUCGCCCAUGCUUCUCUGCUUGUGUGGUUCCCCCAAUAAAUCCUGUUUUGCAUCUCA